Phascolarctos cinereus (koala) is the source of this 3941-nucleotide messenger RNA. Lineage: Eukaryota; Metazoa; Chordata; Mammalia; Diprotodontia; Phascolarctidae. The record is from RefSeq and is a predicted model, not a curated record.
UCACCAGGUAAGGGGAAGGAACGGAGGGGGCGGGGCUCCUGGCAGAAAGGGCGGGGAGGGACUGAGCAGGGAGGCAGGGCCACGUUGCAGGCCGGGGGCGGGGUCGAGCCCCAGGCAUGCGCAGAAGGCGCCUCAGCUUUCAGACUACGAUUCCCAGAAGUCCGUGCUCGCCUCAGAGGCAUUUUCCAAAGAGGGCGGGCCGUCCCUCAUGUCACUUCCCCCACCCCUCUUUCAGACUCUCAUGGUUGUUUGUGUAGCUCCUUCCCUUUCUCUGUCCUGGGCUGACGUGUGACAGGGUGAGCGGGCCCAGUCCUCGGCGCAGCCGGCUGCGGGGCUCUCCCUUCUGUGGCCUCUGCUCUGCCCCAGGAGGACAGCCUGUAGGAAGAGGGAAUGGCUUCUGCCCUGACAGCCAGGCCCGGGAAGGAAUCAGUGACAUUCAAGGAUGUGGCUGUGGAAUUCACCCAGGAAGAGUGGGUACAAUUGAACCCAUCUCAGAAAAAGCUGUACAGGGAUGUGAUGCUGGAGAACUAUAAGAACUUGGUCUUUUUGGGAUUUGCAGUUUCCAAACCAGAUGUGAUCUACCAAUUGGAAAAAAAGGAAACAUCUUGGAUGCCAGAGCCAGAUAUUCCAAAAAGCAACUGUCCAGCUCUCCCUUCUGUGGCCUCUGCUCCGCCCCAGGAGGACAGCCUGGAGGAGGAGGGAAUGGUUCCUGCCCUGACAGCCACGCCCGGGAAGGAAUCAGUGACAUUCAAAGAUGUGGCUGUGGAAUUCACUAAGGAAGAGUGGGUACAAUUGAACCCAUCUCAGAAAAAAUUGUACAGGGAUGUGAUGCUGGAGAACUAUAGGAACUUGGUGUCUUUGGGAUUUGCGGCUUCCAGACCAAAUGACAGUGACCAGUUGGAAAGAAAGGAAGUGUCUUCCCUGCCAGAGGCAGAUAUUCCAAGAAGCAGCUGUCCAGAGAGCAGAGAAUUUGCUGGAGAUAAACCUCUUGAAUGUAAUGGAUAUGGGAAUGCCUUCUGGAGCAAGGAGCAUCUUGCUGUGUGUCAGAUAAUUCGUACUGGAGAAAAACCUUAUGAAUGUAGUAAAUGUGGGAAAGGCUUCAGGAGUAAGUCUGAGCUUACUGUGCAUCAGAGAAUUCAUACUGGAGAGAAGCUUUAUGACUGUAAGGAGUGUGGGAAGGCUUUCCCCUAUAACUCAUUUCUUACUCAACAUCAAAAAAUUCAUACUAGAGAGAAACCUAAACCUUUUGAAUGUAGUGAAUGUGGAAAGGCCUUCAAGAUUAAGAAACAACUUACAGUGCACCAGAGAGUUCACACUGGAGAGAAACCUUAUGAGUGUAGUGAGUGUGGGAAGGCCUUCAGGAUUAAGACACAACUCACAGUGCACCAGAGAGUUCACACCGGAGAGAAAAAUUAUGCAUGUACUGUGUGUGGGAAGGCCUUCAGGAUUAAGACACAACUAAUACUGCACCAGAGAGUUCACACUGGAGAGAAACCUUAUGAAUGUAGCGAAUGCGGAAAGGCCUUCAGGAUUAAGACAAAACUUACACUGCAUCAGAGAGUUCACACUGGAGAGAAACCCCAUGAAUAGGAAUGUGGAAAGGCUUUCAGGAGUAAGGAUCGUCUUAUAGUGCAUCAGAGAAUUCAUACUGGAGAGAAACCUUAUGAAUGUGGUGAAUGUAAAAAGGCCUUUAGGAGUAAGGAACAAGUUAAAGUACAUCAGAGAGUUCAUACUGGAGAGAUGCUUUAUGAAUGUAAGCAGUGUGGGAAGGCUUUCCCGUUGAACUCACAUCUUAUUCAACAUCAAAAAAUUCAUACGGGAGAAAAACCUUAUGGAUGUAGGGAAUGUGGAAAGGCCUUCAUGAGAAAGGCACAUCUUAAUGUGCAUGAGCAGAUUCAUAUUGGUAAGUUUCUUUUUGAAUGUAAGGAGUGUGGGAAGGGUUUCGCAUACAACUCAAGUCUUAUUCGACAUCAAAUAAUUCAUACUGGAGAGAAACCUUAUCAGUGUAGUGAAUGUGGGAAGGCCUUCAGGAUUAAGACACAACUUACACUGCACCAGAGAGUUCACACUGGAGAGAAACCCCAUGAAUGUAGGGCAUGUGGAAAGGCUUUCAGGAGUAGGGGUCAUCUUAUAGUGCAUCAGAGAAUUCAUACUGGAGAGAAACCUUAUCAGUGUAGUGAAUGUGGGAAGGCCUUCAGGGUUAACACACAGCUUACGCUGCAUCAGAGAGUUCACACUGGAGCGAAACCCCAUGAAUGUAGGGAAUGUGGAAAGGCUUUCAGUAGUAAGGAUUCUCUUAUAGUGCAUCUGAGAAUUCAUACUGGAGAGAAACCUUACGACUGUGGUGAAUGUAAAAAGGCCUUUAGGAGUAAGAAACAACUUAGAGUACAUCAGAGAGUUCAUACUAGAGAGAUGCUUAAUGAAUGUAAGGAGUGUGGGAAGGCUUUCCUGUAUAAGUCACAACUUAUUCAACAUCAAAGAGUUCAUAAUGGAGAGAAACCUUAUGAAUGUGGUCAAUGUCAGAAGGCUUUCCGGACAAAGGCAUCUUUUACUCUGCAUCAGAAAAUUCAUUUUGGAGACAUUCCUUAUAAAUGUAAAGAGUGUGGGAAGGCUUUCCUCUACAACUCAGAUCUUACUCGACAUCAAAACAUUCAUACUAGAGAGAAACGUUAUGAAUGUAGUGAAUGUGGGAGGGCCUUCAGAAUUAAGUCAGAGCUUGCUGUGCAUCAGAGAAUUCAUGCUGGAGAGAACCUGUAUGAAUGUAAGGAGUGUGGGAAGGCUUUCCCCUACAACUCACAGCUUAUUCGACAUCAAAUAAUUCAUACUGGAGAGAAACCUUAUCAAUGCACUGUGUGUGGGAAUGCCUUCAGGACAACAGCAGGUCAUACUAAGCAUCAGAGCAUUCAUACUGGAGAGAAAUCUUAUCAAUGCACUGUUUGUGGGAAGGCCUUCAGGACGACAGCAGGUCAUACUAAGCAUCAGAGCAUUCAUAUUGGAGAGAAACCUUAUGCGUGUAGUGAAUGUGGAAAGGCCUUUAAGAGUAAAACACAACUUACUGUGCAUCAGAAAAUUCAUAGUGGAGACAUUCUUUUUGAAUGUAAGGAGUGUGGGAAGGCUUUCCUGUAUAAGUCAGAACUUACUCGACAUCAAAGACUUCAUACUGGAGAGAAACCUUAUGAAUGUGAUCAAUGUCAGAAGGCUUUCCAGAGAAAGGCGUCUCUUACUGUGCAUCAGAAAAUUCAUUCUUGAGACAUUCCUUAUGAAUGUAAAGAAUGUGGGAAGGCUUUCCUCUACAGCUCAGAUUUUACUCGACACAAAAAUAUUCAUGCUGGAGAGAAGCCUAAUGAAUGUAAUGAAUAUGGGAACAUUUUGAGAGUGAACAUACACCUUUCUCAACACCAAAAAAUUCAUUCAGGAGAGAAGCCUUAAAUGUGUAAUGCAUGUAGGAAGUCCUUUAUACUGAGGAUACUACUUUAGUCCAUCAGAGAAUUUAUAAGAUUCCUCAUGAAUGUAAGGAGUCUGGGAAGUCCAUUGUAACUCAGAUCUUAUUAAACAUCAAAAAUUGAUGCUGCAAAAAAACCCUAUGUAUAUAGUGAAUGUGAGAAGGCUUUUGGAAAGAAGUUACACCUUACUGUGCAUCAGAGAAUUCAAAUUGGAGAAAUUCUCUAUGAAUGUGAGUAGUGUAGGAAGUCCUUCUCUCAGAAAGUCAGAUGUUACUCAACUUCACAUCAUACCUUAUGAAUGUAAUGUACACGGAAAGGCCUUCCACUUGAGUGUAGGUCUUACUCAAUAUCAGAGCAUUCAUACUAGAGGAACAUGUUAUGAAUGCAGUGAAUGUGAGAAGACCUUCAGGCUGAAGACACAACUUGCUCAACAUCAAAGACUUAAUUCUGGAGGGAAACCUUUUGAAUUUGGGAAAGCCUUUAGACGAAGGACCUACU